AUGAACUUAGUUAUUCUUGAACGUACAAAAUGUGUAAGCUUUCAGAUUAGACUACACCAAAGGGUAGUUGUACUGAACAAUCCAGGCACUAGUAUGAUUGCGGCAACCCUCCGCCAAAGCACUACCAUACAAAGUAUGCUCAAGGUCGUCCUCCGUCUUGCUGUGCUUCUCGUGUCUUUCGAUCAUAACGACGUCAUUUCGUACCUCACUACGGAUUGA
Aspergillus niger is the source of this 219-nucleotide messenger RNA. RefSeq lists its product as hypothetical. Lineage: Eukaryota; Fungi; Ascomycota; Eurotiomycetes; Eurotiales; Aspergillaceae. The coding region runs from base 1 to 219 and encodes 72 amino acids. The record is from RefSeq and is a predicted model, not a curated record. The transcript has 3 exons.